Messenger RNA from Rhineura floridana, 4475 nucleotides. RefSeq names its product C9orf72-SMCR8 complex subunit (gene C9orf72). Gene Ontology annotation, cellular component: autophagosome; endosome. NCBI's taxonomy places the organism in Eukaryota, Metazoa, Chordata, Lepidosauria, Squamata, Rhineuridae. Gene Ontology annotation, molecular function: guanyl-nucleotide exchange factor activity. Bases 255 to 1700 code for a protein of 481 amino acids. The transcript has 11 exons. Gene Ontology annotation, biological process: autophagy; endocytosis. The record is from RefSeq and is a predicted model, not a curated record.
CUGUCUCUUUUACGUCAGUUUUCUUUCCUCCUUUUCCCUAAAGAAUGAGUGAGGAAAUCUCACAGAUACGCAGAACCGUGGGCAACACGCAAGCGCAGUAGUGCCCCCCCAUGUUUAUAUCAGUGGGAGGGUUCUUAAUCUCAGUCCAGACGAGGUAGCCAGUAGCGGAUGAUGAAGAGGGUUAGCGCUUCUGUCUGCCUGUCCGUUGAAGUCUUUGGGUUUUAAAUGCCAACGAUGUGACAGCGGAAAUCACCAUGUCUGCUCUAUGUCCUCCACCUUCUCCUGCUGUUCCCAAGACUGAGAUUGCAUUGAGCGGAGCGUCACCAUUACUGGCUGCUACUUUUGCAUACUGGGAUAAUAUUCUUGGCCCCAGGGUGAGACACAUCUGGGCACCCAAAACAGAGCAGCAACUUCUCAGUGAUGGAGAAAUAACAUUUCUUGCAAACCAUACUUUGAACGGGGAAAUUCUUCGGAAUGCAGAGAGUGGCGCAAUAGAUGUGAAGUUUUUUGUUUUGGCUGAGAAAGGAGUCAUUAUCGUGUCCUUAAUUUUUGAUGGGAAUUGGAAUGGAGACAGAAGUACAUAUGGGCUAUCAAUAAUACUUCCACAAAGUGAGCUCAGUUUUUAUCUUCCCCUUCACAGAGUAUGUGUUGACAGGCUGACACAUAUUAUAAGGAAAGGAAGGAUAUGGAUGCAUAAGGAAAGGCAGGAACACUUUCAAAAGGCUAUCUUGGAAGGCACAGAGAGAAUGGAAGACCAGGGCCAGAGCAUCAUUCCAAUGCUGACAGGGGAAGUUAUUCCUGUAAUGGAACUCCUUUCAUCUAUGAAAUCACACAGUGUUCCAGAAGAAAUAGAUAUAAGUGAUACAGUUCUUAGUGAUGAUGACAUUGGAGACAGCUGUCAUGAAGGUUUCCUCCAUAAAGCCAUCAGUUCACACCUGCAGACCUGUGGUUGCUCAGUAGUUAUAGGAAGCAGCACCGAAAAAGUUAAUAAAAUGGUACGCACACUGUGCCUCUUUCUCUCUUCAGCAGAGCGGAAAUGUUCUAGGCUGUGCAGAAAUGAAACCUCCUUUAAGUACGAGUCGGGUCUUUUUGUGCAAGGAUUGCUCAAGGAUGUUACUGGAAGCUUUGUAUUGCCUUUCCGUCAAGUGAUGUAUGCCCCGUAUCCUACCACACAUAUCGAUGUAGAUGUCAACACAGUGAAACAGAUGCCUCCAUGCCAUGAACAUAUCUAUAAUCAGCGGCGUUACAUGAGAUCUGAGCUAACAGCAUUUUGGAGGACUGCUUUGGAUGAAGAGAUGGUUCAGGAUACCGUUAUCCAUACAGAUGACAGCUUCACUCCUGAUUUGAAUGUUUUCCAAGAUGUCCUGCACCAAGACACGCUAGUAAAAGCCUUCCUGGAUCAGGUCUUUCAUUUGAAACCUGGAUUGUCUCUGAGGAAGGUGUUCCUUGCACAAUUCUUAUUAGCCCUUCACAGAAAAGCCUUAACUCUCAUCAAAUACAUAGAAGAUGAUACGCAAAAAGGAAAAAAGUCCUUUAAAUCGCUCCGUAACUUGAAGAUAGACCUGGAUUUAACAGCAGAGGGCGAUCUUAACAUAGUAAUGGCUUUAGCUGAGAAGAUCAAGCCUGGUUUACAUUCAUUCCUCUUUGGCCGACCUUUGUGUACUAGCAUGCAGGAACGUGAUGUCCUAAUGGCAUUUUAAAGAUGUUGAUACCCCUCAACAAUGCUUUUCAAAGAUACCAGCAAAGGGAGUAUGUUGUUCCUCUUCACGUGCAUGUGCUGCUCUCUCAUGCGAUGGAAUGUGGGGUUAUUCCACAGCAGGAGUGGGGAAACUUUUUUCAGCCCGAGGGCUGCAUUUGCUUUUGGUCAGCCUUCUGAAGACCACACACCUGUGGGGGGCAGGGUUAGAGGCAAAGUGAGCAGGGCAAUGAAUGUAAAGUUUGCCUUUGGUACAGUAGGCAAAUUUUGCCUUUGGUACUUUCUACACACACUCAAGCACCCCUCUCUAUCCUCCAUCUAGGUAAGCAGGGGGCAUGAUCAGAUGUCAAGGACACAGUCCAGCCAGGCUAAAACACUUGGGGUACAAAUCAUGGCUAGUGGGGGUUUUGCCCUGGGUCAGAGAGGCCUGGAGGGCUGCAUUCAGCCCCCAGGCCGGAGGUUCCCCACCCUGCUGUACAGCCUGAAGAAAAAGGAGCAAGGACUGGUGUGUGGAGUCAAGUAACUUCAACUUAGAAAUGCAUUUUAUUUCCAGUAAACAUUGCUGUGGGUUGUUUAAAUGCCAACUUAAAGGAGUUUUUACAACCACAAAGUAAAGAGGACAAUUUUUAAUGGGUUAAGAGCACACUGGAUUUAUAACUUUUUCUUGUGUAUGGUAUUGGGAAAAAUAAUACAUUUGUCCCUUCCUAUUUGGGGACAGUUGGCUGCAAAGCAAUUAUCAUCAGGCGUCAUGCUUUUGUGUGAAGAACCAAGCAAUGCUAUUCUAUUGCUGUUUUGUUUUGGAGGGGUUAGACCAGUGAGGGAGAAAAUUUGGCCCUUCAAAUGUUGUUGGACUGCAACUCCCAUUUGCCCCAGCCAGAACGGUCAAUGGUCAGGGAUUAUAGGAGUUGUAGUCCAGCAACAUCUGGAGGGCCAGAGGUUCCCCACCCUUUGUUGGAACAUCAUGCAUGCUGAACUGUUUAUUGACUAGCAUAGAAGUAGGUCUUCAGAGUGCAAAUUAGGAACACUAGGUUUUAUGCUGAAGAGUUGCCAAGCUUACACUGAUAAGUAAAAGCCAAAAAAAACCCCUAGAUGUCCUGUGCUUCUUAGCGGGUGAGGAGAGCGCUGGUUACAGUUAAGUUUGGUAAACAACACAAUUACAAGAAGGAUGCUAGUGGCAAAACUCUACUUCUGCUCUUUAACUCCAGUAUAUUUGCCUCUUGGCUAUUUGUUUUUUCUACACUGAAAACAACUAUAAAUUGCCUGUUUUCCACUGCCUUUCCUGACUGUAUAAUAAUAUUUAUAUUGGUUCUAAUGUACAGGUUUCACAAAGUAAAAAUGCAAAGAUCUGCAUGUCAUGUUGUACUUGAGAAGAUGUUUUCAGUGUAUGCUGCUUUUUAUUUAUUUCAUUACUUAAUGGUGGUUGUCUUACUUUGUUUUUUGCUAAAUGGAGAUAACUGCAAUUUUUUGUGUUUUUCCACGAUUAGGGAAAUUUACCAUUAAAAAAACCUUUACAUACGUCUAGUAAAGCUUUGCUUUUUAAAAGCCAUUCUUGAACAUUCCACAACUGGAAUCUUUCUUUACUUAGAAUCCUGUUAUGUAUUGUAAUCCUGUGGCUAUGAAUGUGAUGAUUCAGGCACGUGAAGUUUUUCCCUUUAACUUCUGCAUCUUGGGAAACUGUGCGUGCUAAACUUUCCCUCUCAGUAAAAUAAGCAAGAUAGUCUGCUUGUGUGAAGUUCAGUGUCUACAGCAGAGCCUGACAGAUCUCUGGCCUAGUACUCCCAUUUAAAAAGAUGUAAAGUUAUGUCAAAAUACCAAAUAACAUUGCAGAAGGGGAAAACUGAAAGAUGUAACCCUUUGGGAAGAAAGGAAAGGGGCCAAUAGAAAUGAGGCCCAGUUCAGAUGUAGUGGUAGGCCAUAGUUACAGACAAACACUGGCUUAUCACAAACACUUCAUCCAUGCUGCUUAAAUUGUGUCUGCCCUACUCCUCCCUUUGCCUUCCUCUCGUAGGUUGUUUGGAGACAAAGGAACCGAGAGCACUGGUUUGAAUGCAGUGCUAAUCCAGAGAUGUAGUUGCACCCACCUUCAGUCCCUGGUGUCUCCAGCUGGGGCUGGGAGAGACUCCUGCUUCAGUCCCUGGAGAGCCAUUGCCAGGCAUCAUAGCCACAAUACCAAUCUCACUGAAAGGCAGCUCAUUUUUCUGUGCGGUUUGCUGCUUGGCAAGCAGAGGAGCAGGGCGGCUGCAAUCUGGGUUGUGUGCAUCAGCGCACUGUUCAUUCAUGGUAAGUCACAGUUGGCUUAUAACUAUGGCUUACUGUGAAAUGUGAACCAGGCCGUUCAGUUACACAUUGCCAUUGAAUUUGUCUGGUGUCUGGAGUGGGAUUGGAAACUAACAUAGCAUCUCAUUGUCUGUGUAUUCUGCAGGUCUCUAUCUCUCAUGUUUCUAGGUCUUGAGAUAGCAAGGUGCUUGGAAAAAACAAAACAGAAAAAAAGUCGUGCACAACACGGUGUCAAGAUGUCAAACUAUUUUUCUUAAAUUUUAAGUGGUUACAGGGCUGAGUUGUGAGAUGCUAUUGCACACAGAUUGUAUUAUUGAAACUUUGGCCUCAUGGUAGCUUCAUGCACUUUGGCAAAUAUCACUGGCAUUACUAAAAAGAGAGUUCUGUUGCCUGAAACACACCCAUGUCUGACUUUCAUUCUGGAGUGUCAAAAUACUAAAAAACUGUUCCAAGUUUUGAUGCACUUCUGUCAUGCGUGCUGAGUAUAAUAAAAGAUAAAGAU